Molecule: messenger RNA, 2028 nt
Organism: Glossina fuscipes
Lineage: Eukaryota; Metazoa; Arthropoda; Insecta; Diptera; Glossinidae
Exons: 1
Coding region: 908-1669 (253 amino acids)
Source: RefSeq, a predicted model, not a curated record
UAGUACAUGUUUAUGCUUUCAUAACAUGUUUCGUUUAUCGUGCUUUGUGCGCACGUGAAGCGCAAUUUCAAGUGACCAAACAUUAGAGAAUAUAUUAUAUCCUUUGAUUUCGUUCAGGGUAAGUUUCUUUUAUUACAUUUUACGGCAAUGUGAAAAAUUCAAACAAUUCAAAAUAAAAAUAUGGAUGAUCACUCCUUCUUAAUUGAAAUGUUCGUCAAAGCGUUAAAAAUUGCGCAAUAUUAAAUUGAUGGAAAAUGGAAAACUUGACAUUACUUGCGGUGGUUUGAGCUAUUCCUUGAAAUAACGCAAAAUGCAUGUUAGACAUUUUAUUGUAAAUCAUUUUUCAUUGUUCGCGGAUUUUGCCUAAGUUUCAUUAAUAGCAAAAAUUAACCCGUGAUCGUGAAGACGUGAUAAUUUUUAAAUUGGCUGAAUGAUACUUAAAUACUAAUUAAAAGAUAAAUAUGUACGAGUAUACAGCAAUUAAUGUUCUUUUGUUGAAAGAAUCUCGUUGUUUAGAUUUGCGCGAAAUACAUGAAUAAAUUAAAUUAAAUCAAAAUUCGCCCUUCUGCCGCAAAAUUUUAGAAAUUAUUUGACUCGUUUAUGUGUUGUCGUUCUGUUGUGAAUGGCUUUGAUAACAAAAUUUUCAUGUCUUUUGUAUUCCUUUUUCCUUUUUCAAAUAUUGAAAUUUACAUUUGGUUUUUUUCAAAAUUGUAACUUUUGUUAUUAACGUUUGUUGUCGUUCUUCCUCUUUACUAAAAUGUGCUAAUAUUUAACCACCAAAUUUUCUGUCUGCAAAAUUCCGUAUGCUAGGGAAAAUUGUGAAAAAAAUUGCAAAAACUUAAAUUGAACUGCAUCUCGAAACUUUAUUGCCUCGGACGUACUCUUCUACUAUUGCAUUGGCUUAGUCAUGGCGGUUUUUGAACAGCACAGUCAUGUGAGUGUCUGGUGGUUUCCUCGAGAAUUUUGCCAAUCACGCUUUGGUGAAUACAGGGAAAGCGGCACCAACUCUUGUACUCUCAUUUCGCUAAUUUUAGCAGAUAAAAUCGCCAAAGAGCAAAUAUUCUCGCAGAAAGCUAAAACAUUGCCACAACGGGCCGUGGAGGUAUUUGGCGAUGCAAUGAAUGAAGGCAAUACCGUGUACUCACGUGUAUUUGAAUCCAAAGACGACAAUGGUAGAAGAAGGCGGGCUCCCAAUCUUAAUAUUCCAGAGGCAAUAGCUGCUUUGGCUAACAGCGAUUUUAUAGAGUUUCAACUGCAGGAAUGGUUCUACACUCAUCUGACAGCGAGUCCUACAAAAGAAACAUACCAUCGGUCAGUGGCAUCGCGCAUCGCUCAGGUUUUAAAAUUGGGUGUGCAACUGUUCCGGCAACCAAGCAGUAAUACCCGAGCGAAAAAUUUAUUUGCUGCCCUUAUAGCUGACAGUCGCACCACAAUUUUCAUAUUCGAAUUCCCAAUUAAUAUUAUAUCGUUUUUUGAUUCACAUCAGCAUGGACGCCAGUCUGGUGCUGUUGUAGCGCAAUGCUCUAUUGAUCAUUUGGAGGAUUUGUGCAGUUGGUUCGUCAGAAUGCUGGAUGAUGUAUACAAAAGUCGACCCUCAGUAUACGAAAUCUCAUUCUUAACCACCAGUGCAGAUGCUCCCAAUGUAAUCCCUGCCGAUCAGAUACAUUAAAACUUAUAUUGGGGAUAAUGGACCAAGAUUGUUUGUUAAAGAGAUAGCAGUUCAAGAGAAGCGGAAACAAAAAAACGAAUCAGUCAUACUUUUAGGUUUAAAUAUUCUUUUUUUAUAUUAUAGAACAUGUUCAAUCAGUUACUACAAGUAUAGCAGUAAAAAACAAAAAUACAUUAAAUAAAAAAAAAUAAAUAAAUAAAAAAAACAAAGAAAACACAUAAAAAUAAAAUCCAUAAAACGGCAACAACCAAAACAAAGUGUUUUACUUUCAUCGUUACAUAAUACGAAUACGUUUAUAUAAACGGACAGGAAGCUUAAGUAUAAUAUGUGUAUAUUGGCAAGGUAUCAUAUCUAUGUAA